GGACGGCCUGGCCGGGGCGGGGCGGGCGGCCUGGCGGGCGUAGGGUGGAGGGGCGGCGAGAAGUCAGGUGCAGCCGCGGCCCGGAAAGUUUCCUUGUAGGCCCGAAUUGGGGGUUGCCUUCUCUCCGGGGAGCCCCGGUCCUAGCGCCGGGGACCCCCCGAGGGCGUGCGGGAGAGCACUCGGCUGGCUCGAAACUCUUUGCCAGUUCCUGUCCAUUCAAGAUGAGAAAAUUGACCAGAUUUGAGCCCCAACCCUGAUCCUUCCAGAGGCAAUGAGUGAUUUCUCUGCUGCUUAAACUGCCUUUAACCUUUCUCAUAAGUCAGACAAUCUGCUUCCUUUUGAUUGAGAGCAUUCCAAACUGUGGUCCCCCUGGGCUCUCUUCACAUUGCUGUGGUGCAGAAGAUUUAAAAUCAGCUGAUGUUCACAAGGAAUAGAGUCACGUGAUGUAUGAAGGGAAACAUAUACACUUCUCUGAGGUUGACAAUAAGCCCUUGUGCUCAUAUAGCCCCAAACUGUGCAAGCAGCGGCGACUCAACGGUUACGCUUUCUGUAUCAGACACGUUCUGGAAGACAAGACUGCCCCCUUCAAGCAAUGUGAAUAUGUGGCCAAGUAUAACAGCCAGCGCUGUACCAACCCCAUUCCCAAAUCAGAGGAUCGUAGGUACUGCAACAGCCACUUGCAGGUACUUGGCUUUAUCCCGAAAAAAGAGAGGAAGAAAAAGAAUGAUCCGGUAGAUGAGGUGAAGGUCAGGCAUCAGAUGGACGCCAUGGCGUUUAGCCUGACAGUGCCUACGCUGGCCCUGAAGAUGCCCAAUGGACUGGAUAGCUUGUCCCUCUCUCCACCUGGGUCGAGAGUCCCUCUCCACUACCUGGAAACUGAGUUCGAAGACCCCUUUGCUUUCAAUGAGGAAGAUGAUGACCUAAAGAAAGGGGCGACCGUGAAAAAGAAGUUGCAGAGCAAGUUGGCUCAGAACCGGCAGCGCCAGAGAGAGACAGAGAUUUUGAAAGUUCGGCAAGAGCACUUUAGCACCCCUCCUGCGCCUCCACAGCAGCAAGCCCACUUGUCACCUCUCUCCACUUCUGUAAAGCCUCCAGCGCCACCGCAGGGCUCAGUCUGCAAGUCACCUCAACCUCAGAACACCAGCCUACCAAUGCAGGGAGUGGCCCCCACCACACACUCUAUAGCACAAACAAGGCAGGCCUCUAACAAGAGGCCUCUGACCCUCCUUCCAUCCAGUCGGGCUCCCAUCUCAGAUGCCCCCAGGACUGACCGAAUUCUCAUGAACGCCAGCGCCUUCUCUCCACACUUGUCCUGUAUAAGCCGACUGCAGAGACUGGUGAAACUGUGUGCCCAGAAGCAUCAGCUGGACGCAGACCUGUUCCCUCACCUAGGGUUGGACUGGUCUGAAGAGAGCGGAGAAGAGCCGGAGGACUCAGAUCAGGCCUCGCCGUACCAGGUUGCAUGGUCCAUCCGAGAAACGCUCAGAUAUGAAAGACACACGUCGGAUGACGAGGACGUGGAGAGCAGGAGCUCCAGGGUGACCCAACUUUGCACUUAUUUUCAGCAGAAAUACAAGCACCUCUGCCGCCUGGAGCGGGCAGAGUCUCGACAAAAGAAAUGCCGGCACACUUUCAGAAAGGCGCUGCUGCAGGCAGCCAGCAAAGAGCCCGAGUGCACUGGCCAGUUGAUCCAAGAACUGCGAAGAGCUGCGUGCAGUCGAGCCAGCUGCAGCCAGACCAAGUUGAAGGAGGUGGAGCCAGCAGCAUGCAGCGGAACAGUGAAGGGUGAACAGUGCUCUAACAAGGCCCUUCCCUUCACCAGACAUUGUUUCCAGCACAUCCUCUUGAACCGCUCUCAGCAGCUCUUCUCCAGCUGCACUGCCAAGUUUGCAGACGGACAGCAGUGCUCUGUGCCAGUGUUUGACAUUACACACCAGACGCCCCUGUGUGAAGAACAUGCCAAAAAAAUGGAUAACUUCUUGAGAGGAGAUAGCUCCCGUAGAGUUCAGCACCAGCAGCCGAGGAAACCUAGGAAAAAAACGAAGCCCCCUGCACUUACCAAAAAACACAAGAAGAAGAGAAGGCGUGGACCUCGUCGGCCCCAGAAACCCAUUCCCCCUGCAGUGCCCCAAGGGAACCUCAGCAUGCCCACCAGCGUCUCACUGCCAGUGGAGGCCUCGCAGAUCCGUAGCCCUUCCACGCCAGAGCUGAGUGCCGAUGAGUUGCCGGAUGACAUUGCCAACGAGAUCAGUGACAUUCCGCAUGACUUAGAAUUGAGCCAUGAAGACUUUGCGGAUGUCCUGCCACGGUUGCCCGAUGACUUACAGGAUUUUGAUUUUUUUGAAGGAAAGAACGGAGACCUCCUCCCGACCACCGAAGAAGCUGAGGAACUUGAGCGGGCCUUGCAAGCUGUAACUUCUCUCGAGUGCCUGAGUACAAUUGGGGUACUUACCCAGUCAGACGGUGUGCCAGUUCAGGGGUUGUCAGAUAGAGGAAUGGGGGUGUUCUCCGCGGGUACUGAUGCUUCGGGAAUCCAGUCCUUGAGUCGAGAAGUAAACACGGACCUAGGGGAGCUGCUGAACGGACGCAUAGUACACGAUAGCUUUUCUAGUCUGGAGCUGGACGAGAACCUCCUCCGUUCUGCUAGCCUGUCUGACCCACCCACACCCCUGGCAGGGCAGAUCCAGGGGCAGUUCUCUGCCCCAGCCAGCGUUGGCCUUACUUCUGCCACUCUGCUCAGCCAGAGUGCACUUGGGGAGAGAGCCUUCCCAGGACAGUUUCAUGGACUUCAUGAUGGCAGCCAUGCCUCCCAGAGGCCACACCCUGCCCAGCUGCUGAGCAAGGCAGAUGACCUAAUCACCUCACGACAGCAAUACAGCAGUGAUCAUUCACACUCCUCACCCCAUGGAAGCCAUUAUGACAGCGAGCACGUGCCGUCGCCCUACAGCGACCAUAUCACCUCUCCCCACACAUCUUACUCUGGUGAUAAUAUGGCAGCUACCUUUUCAGCAGAGAUGCCCAUCAUGGCACAGCACUUGCUCCCCACCCAACUUGAGGUGCCACUUGGAGGAGUGGUCAACCCCAGAACUCACUGGGGGAAUCUCCCCGUUAACCUUGGCGAUCCCUCUGCAUUUAGCAACCUCCUUGGCGCGGAUGGACACCUUCUUUCCACCUCCCUCUCCACGCCACCCACCACGUCCAACUCAGAGACCACACAGCCUGCCUUCGCCACCGUUACCCCGAGCAGUUCCAGUGUGCUUCCGGGGUUACCGCAGACCAGCUUUAGUGGCAUGGGGCCUUCCGCUGAACUAAUGGCCUCGACCUCUCCCAAGCAGCAGCUCCCGCAGUUCAGUGCAGCCUUCGGCCACCAGCUGAGUUCUCACAGUGGCAUUCCUAAGGACCUGCAGCCCAGCCACAGCUCCAUAGCCCCUCCUACAGGCUUCACAGUAACAGGUGCCACGGCUACAAGUACCAAUAAUGCAUCUCCCCCUUUCCCCACCCCUGACUGAGCGAGCAAGUCUGUGUGCUUUCAGGCAGGUGGGACCUGGUAUUUUCUAUCUCUGUUUCCUCUUUUGCACCCCUCUCCUCUUUUCCUACAGAAGAUUUAGAAACAAGAGUGGGGAUUAGCCGGGCCCCCCCCCCCCAAUCAGCAAGUGGCCGCGCGGCGACCUGUGUCAGUGUUCACGUGUGCUCCUUUGCACUGGUGCUCCUCCCUCCUGGCGGGUCCUCUCGGCCUGGUGGCUUCUCUGGUGGCGCAGCACAGUGACUGGAUAGGAUUGAUUUCUUUUUCAGCAAGUCCUAGAAGUGGAAGAUACCUCAGAUUACCAGUGCCCUUUACUAUUUCCUAGUGUUGAGAUCAAUGCUUUCCCUUCUCUAGCCAGGUUUUUACAUAGGUUGUUGUAGAUGGAGUGGCCUAUUGAGAUCCUGUGUAGCAGGUGGUUGUGGAGGCAAAUCAAAACUCUGACUUAGCCCCAACUGCCAAACGCCACAGUGAGGCCUGGGUGCCAUUCCUAACUGUGACGUGGCUGACUGAAAAGAGCCUUGUCUCCUGACUGCCUGCGAACGCGUCCUCACCCCGUGUGUUUCGUGCAGCACAGGGAGUAGCUCUCAUGGUUUUGUUUGUUUUGUUUCGUUUUUGUCUUUUUGGUUUUUGUCUUUUUCUCUCAGAUACGCUUACGGCUCUUUUUUCCCUCCUUCCGUCUCAUACCUAGCAUCGUUUCUGACUGAGUUGACUAAAGCAUCUGAAUGGGGGGUGGGGGAGUGGCAUGGUGGUGGUAACACAGCCCUUUGUCACUAAUGAUCAGCCUAUGAAGAGAGGAGCCACGAAAGGCUGAGUUCACGUCAGUGACAGGGAGUGUCAUGACAACUACCCCGCGUGGCUCGGGCUUCAGGUCUAGAGCCUCACAGUCACUUUGCCUUUUCCAUGUGUAUUUGUUUCAAAAUCCCUCACUCUUGGAAUACAUUUGCAAGUUGUAAUUAAAAAAUGUUUUGAUGUGAACAAGCAGGCUAGACUGGAUAAACUUGAAAGACGACAUCUGUGCCCUGCCUGGCCUGUCAUUCGCUCCUAGUUUUUACAUGUUUACAGUUGUGAUUCUUUGGUGAGAUUUGUGAACUGUUGAGGACACGUGUAGAGUCCGUGUACCAGUUGUGAAGUGAUGUGUAAUAUUGGAAGGACACACAUUUUAAAAUUUCUUUCAAAGCAGAAAAUGGAAACUAGACAUAAAUUUGACUUACCUUAGAUACUUUUAAAAUAAUUUAAAUACUUAAGGUGAAGUAAAUUUGGAAAUCUUUUAAAGUAUCAAGGUUUUAGGGUGAACAUCUUGUUGAUUAGUGUGGUAAGUUGGUGACUAUGGAGUGAUGUGUGGGGUCUCUUCUUGCUUGCCUUGCCCUCCAGAGAAGGGUGGAACUUCACUUUCUGAUCUGUUUGCUGAGGUUUCACUGUCCCUUUGGAUACCAUUGGGUAUUCACAUCUGAGUUCAAUUUAAUUUACAUAUGUAUAUUUUUUAAAACAAGACAACAUAUCUGUUAAUGAUGUGGUACAGUAAUUCUUGGGUCAGGGACUGUUUGAUCCUGAUUUCUUCCUUCCUAACAAGUAAAGGUUGGGGCAUUUCCUCCUUCUGUGUGUUUUCCUCAUGCUGUGCCAGUGCUAACAGCCCCUUCUGCUGAAGGCUUUUUCUCUCUGCCUUAUAAAGGAGUGAUGGUGAGCAGCAGGCAUUGUGCAUACACCAUGUGCCUGAGCUUUCGGAGGGAAAGUCACAUGACUGUAUGAAAUCACGAUAUGCCCUAUCUUAUAUUUAUUGAAUUUGGGGAGGGCAAAAUAUGUUUGUAAUGUAUUUCUUUUUUAAAAAAAUUAUGUUAAUUGCAACAUUUAAGGUAUUAGCUUUGCCAUUUUUCAUAUUGAGAAACUUCUAAAUUAUAAAUUAUGUCACAAAGAAAUUCUGUGUAGUGUCACCAUGAGCUUCUCCUAGACGGGGAGGAUUGGCUUCACGCCCGUUCCUGGCCUGUGGCCUUCUGUCCGCAGCUUGUUCAUGUUAGUGCACUGUGCUGAGAUGAGGAGUGGCCACCUCACCUCCAGAGUGUCGUGUCCUUCUGUGAGCUGUUCUCACAUCCCGUUAGAAUCAUCACUAGAUAACUGUGCAUCCUCAGAAAGUUAUUUUGUCUCCACUGUGUCUCAGUUGAAGACUGAAGCAGAGCAGCACUGGGCUUCCUUAUCAAGCUCCUGUUUGGCCGCGAGAAGUCAGCUUGGACUGUUAGUGGCUGUUUGCCCCGCAUUCGCUGCUCAAAGUUCUUUAGUUGUCGAGACUGCAACUGUAGGUUGCACCUUUUUAUUGUUUGCAGUUUUCUGGUUUUUUCUCAAAUUUUUAGAUGUUAUACAUAUAUUUACAUAUUUAACAAGUUUGUGUACUUGACAGAACUCCAGCAUAACAGCCCAUAACAUCUAGAAACAUCUGAGUCGAGUCCAAAGCAGGUAGAGCACAGGCUCCGUUAAGGUGGUUGAGGAUCCGAAUCCCAUACAGGCUUAAGGCUGAAAACCAGUGUUCUGAUGGGUUGCCCCUUAAGAAAAGGCUAUAUACAAACCUUUAUUUUAACAUUUAAAAGAAAACUACAUAUUCAUUCCAACAGCUUUCCCAGGCCUGGCGGCCCAAUAAGUUACACACACACUCAGGCACUUGAAGGCUACGACACAGGUGACUACGGGGGAGGUGGCCAGAGUGAGAACUUUCCCAUGGUGAGACCCCACAAGGACACUUUGGGGUCACAGGCCAUGGGAAGAGCUGCAGUGGAACCUUCCUCCAGAUUACUGAACCAGGAGAAGCAGCAUGGCUCUUGGGGCUCAGGUGGGGCUUCCUGGAUGCAAGGCCAGGGACUGCCUGCUUAGCAGGGUAUGAGGGGGCAGUGAUGAUGCUCUGGGAGGUCUUGAUGGAGCAUUUCUCACAGCUGCAGGGGCCAUGGCGCUGAAUUCUCUCAGAUGAUUUGCUAGUUAGCUCUUUGGUUUUUUUGGCCGGAAUUUGCUGUGAUCCAGGGGUACUCAAGGACUUCCGCUAGUGUUAGCCUCUGGCUUGCAUUGUGCUUUAACAGUCUUGAAAUGAGGUACCUGGCUCCUUCAGUCACAAAGUCGGGGAAUGUGAAUUCAAUCCGUGAUAUCCCUCUGUAGGUCUCCUGGUAGGUCUGUGCCUCAAAGGGGGGCAUCCCAACUAGGAACUCAUAGCAGAGGAUACCCAGGCUCCAGAGGUCCACCUUCUCCUCGUGCAUCCGGCCCUCAGUCAUCUCGGGGGGCAGGUAGUCCAGGGUACCACACAGUAUGGUUCUCCUGGAAGAUGUAGCAUGCACAGACCACCCAAAGUCUCCAUUUGGCCCAAGAAACAGGUUCUCUGGCUUAAUGUCUCUGUGGAUGACUCUCUUUGAAUGACAGUAAGGCAGAGCGUUUGCCUGCUCUGGAGCUUUCUAUAGAUGGUCCCAAGGGGUGUGUGCUCUAGAAUUAGAUAAACUCUGCUGGCAUCGUGGAAAUAUCCACACAGCCUGAGGCUGUCGGGGUGCCGCUGUGGGACUGUAUCUCCACUUCUCUUCGAGCUGGUGCUCCACCCUGGCUUUCUCCAGCUGGGUUUUAAACAGCACCUUCAGGGCCAGGAUAAACUUGCUUUGCAUCCCUUGCCAAGUAAACAUUUCCGAACUUUCCUUUACCCAGGAGGUGGCCAAUGUCAGAAUCCUCCAGAGUCCACUGCCUUUUCUUCGCGUCUUCAGUUUUCUCUCUGUUCCUUUUCAGAAUUAUUUCCAGAGGCUGUAGGCUGGGGCUGCUCACUCUUCUGGGGGUUGCUGAGCUGGGAGACAGGUCGAGGAACGCUGGCAGCUGGCAACUGCUUUGGCACUGGCUUCUGACAUGAGGCCAGUUUCUGUGCUUGUGAAGGGACACGGUGUGAGGAGUUGGAAGGACACAAGACCCUCUGGGCCUGGCCACUGAUAGCCAAUCCUAGGUUCUGAGGAGGAAUCUACUUUGUCACCAAGACUCGUUUUGGACCAAAGGGAGCUGUGGUCUUAGCAGGCCUGAAAGCACAGUUUUCUGUACAUCUGUCCAUGUCACCCACGGGCAGGAUCCUGCCUCUGACCCAAGCCUUCAGUGACCCCUGGAGCCCCGCAGUUUUCUGUCUUAUGUGCAUUUAGAUGCCCUUCUUUGCUUUUGAUUAAGAAGGCAUGAAGUGAUCAGGAAUGUUGCCAGUUAAAGCUUCACGCCAAAAAUCUUGAGUAAACUCUCUUUUGUUUAGCCGCCCGUGACGAUAGCUGGAGAGAGGAUAGUCUUAGAAAGUACUGGUGUAGAAUUGAAUAAUUAGCAAAAGGCACACAUUUCUGAUAUUUCAGAACUAACAUCCAAGCCUAUAGUUUGUUUUCCUUGUGCAUCUCCUGUUGGAAGAGUAUUUAUUCACAAGCCCAGCGGUGCCCACUUUGUUUCUUCUCUAGUUUUUUGAAGCAGUUCUAAUCUCUCAAUAGUAGGUGGGGCAUUAAUAUGCAAAGAAAAAGAGCAUCUUUUAUAAUACUUACAUGAAGACAGCACUUGUAUUAUGGUAAGGCAAUACUGGAAUCAAAAACAAACCUGACCCAAGGUCUUAGUAGGGUAGACGCUAGCUUUUGCUGUAGUGUUCAGUACAUAAGAAACAGCGACAAUGAAGGCUCUGUCUGUCUUUGCAGUUCUUUGGGACCAUUUCUAAAGGCCAGUUAGAUCGUGUUACUGUGAUUUAAUUUUUGAAGUUGCUGCAAUUAAUGAAUGCAUUCUGUGCUCUGAGAAUCUGUUAUUCAGCAAUCGUAAUCUCUGGUAUCUGAAGAGAAAAAGGGCUUUCUCUCCCUUAAUUGUUAAUGUUAUUUUAGUAAAGUACUUAAGAUAUUGUUUGUUUCCUCUGUAAAAAUGGCUUAGCAAUGUCCGCACCUGGGUAGGGUGCACAGCUAGUAAACAAUCCAGGAUGGUGACUGCAGUUCCAGGUAGACACCAGGUGACAGACUGUGCAGUGGAAACAGCUGCCGAGAAGCAAGGGUUGUUUUCUCUAGUGAGCGAACCAUGUGAGCCAUCCCUGCUUCAUAGAUGAGAGCAGUUCCAUGUUGGCAGGCAGUGUAGUGUGUCUAGUGUCCCUCUAUGAGAAGAUUAUGGUUUAAUGAGAAUCAGAUAGUCAUUGGACAUGGAGUUGGAAAGUGGUUGUUUUAUAUUCUUUAAAGUUGUUGUUACCAUUUUUAGUGCUGUAAGGCUAAGGACAGCUAAUACUUUAUCUUUGCCAAAUAACUAUUGAUAAGAUUAAUCUUUUGAAGUAAACCAGACUCUUGCCUGAAGGUUAGGGAUCAUCCCCUCUGUGGGUCACACUAAAACUUUUCCAAAGCUCAUUCUCAGUCCGUGCUCACAGUCCACACAGCGGAGUCAAUUCUUUGUUUAAGAAGGAAACCAUGUCCACGCUAGAUAGAGGUGUCCUUGGCAUACAAAAGAACUUAGAUUUCUGGUGGCCUGUUGCAUGGCGUCUUAUGAACUGGCAUUAGAGUUGCAUCACACAGAAGUGAAGCCCUUACUGUGUGUCCCUGGAGUCUGGCCUAGAGUCUCCACUGCACUUUGGCAUCCUGGGCAGCGGUGGGGGUGGGAGCUUCAUUCGCUCACCUCUGAAGUCACUGCCUCCCUCUCGCUGAGUUCCAAGCAUGGGUGUUCAGAGCGUGAGGAGAUUAACACUAAACUAUUCAAUAGGCUUGGAAUUCAUAGUAAAAGUAUUUACUUUUUAGACUUUUCAUCUUAGACUUUAAAAACAUUAAAUUCUGUUCUUUGGCUGACUUGUGUAGGAUAAUCUAAUAGAAUGAGUUGUUGAAAGGUCAAUACAACUUUGCAGUGUAAUGAGGAAAUUUAGAAACGCCGGUGAGUUUAGUUGGAAUGACUCCUCACUUGUACUUCUCUUAUUACUGCUCUCCCACACUGUUCUAAAGGUCUCUUCUGUUAAAAUUAUUUCAUGGGGAUAGUCACUCAUGAAAAGUUAUGUAUUUCCUCCCCCCUUUCAGUAACUUGAAAAUCUUCCGUGGAAUUAUGUAGAAAAGAAAAAUAAUGAUUGCUUAAUAUUUUGGCUUCUUUAAGCUUCCCUGUGUUAUGCUGGUGGGAACCAAAAUCACACUUUAAUUAGAGUAGUAUUUUAAAUGCUGUCUUUCACAUGUGUGUAAUGUGGUCUCUGUGAAAUGCAUAGAUGGAGAUCUGCUAAGCAGUCUCCCUAGCCGGCAAGUUAAGAGGAACUUCUGGAUGUUCAUCAUGGCUUUUCCAACAGUCAGUGUCAUUAACCCUGCAGUUGUAGGUUAAGUUAGGGAGUCAUUUAUUGUUUUACUUGGCUCCUUUUUCUCAGUUAGCUUUCCCCUCUGCACUGUACAAGUGUACAAGGAACAAGUAAAACGAGAUGUGGCAUUUCAGAGAGAAGUGUUAUGACUUUAUUGACCCAUAUUCCAGAGUAUCAGUAAUUUUUGAAUGGCUUGAAGUAUAGAUCCAAGAUGGUCUUUGAUUGAUCUAAGUUAGGGUGCAGAGCAGUCUUCUAGGAUAAAAGCUGGUCGAUCCUGGAGGCCAGUGGGACAGCAUGUUUUCUUUCCUUCCUCCCUCUGCCUGUUUUGCACGCUCAUCCCCGGUGCUGCAGUGUGCACAUGCACACACAUGAGCCGCACUCACCUUGGCCCAAGAGUGGUAGAAUCUUUUUUCGUUGGUUUUUGUUGUUGUUCUAUGUGUUUGUUUGUUUGUUUGUUUGCUUUUUAAGCUGGGGACCACUGACCUAAGCUCUAAAUGCACCCCAAGUUCCCCAUGGAAAACAUUUCAACACACAGGGUGGAAGGCAACAGAAUAGCUCAAGGCCACACCAUUGCUUUUCCUUGGGGAAUAGACUGAUUUGCCCCCAAAUGACUCCAGCCUGUGUCAUUAAGGUUCAGGCGUCUCCAGUGGGGUUAGUGCUAACGCGAUAGAGAGUGUGACACCUGCUGACAGCGUGUACCUCUCUUCCAAAGGGUUGGAUCAGUUCUCAACAGUGAUAGCUCUUCUCACUGUAUAGUGUUGAGUAUGUCUCAGGGAUUCCUUGCGGAAAUUAGGGCAGUUUUUAAAAUAAGAAAAUAGUUUUAAAAGAAACUAAAGGUGACUCAUCAUUGAUGGGAGCUCAAGAAAGAGAAAGCUUUGGUUUCACAGCCCAUGGUCGCUCACCGAGGACGAUUUCCUUUCUACUUCAGGCUCUCAUCUCAGCUUCAGCGGACAGAAUCCUUUCCCAUCAUGCACAGCUUUAAAACUUUUAUUUAAAAACUUCCCCAUAAGCUUUCAGAAUACUUAUUGUAGAUUUUAAGAGAAAAGGUAUAUUAAUUUAUGCUAUUAACAUCACCUCAUAAAUUAUAAGUUUUAUACUAAAGCUGUAUUGAGUGUAAUGAAUUAUGUUGCCUAUGUGUUUUAAUAGCUUAAAAAUUAUAUAUGAGCUUCUUUUUAUUUUUAUUUUUAUCUUUAACAAAACAAACUAGUGAUGCACCUUUUUACACUGGAUCUCGGCCGUGUCAAGGUGUACAGCUGUCCUUUGCUACCUUGCAGAUAUAUAAAGAAAAGAAUAACGUGGGGCCUCAAAAUGUAGAACACCCUUAGACCACAUAUCAUCCUUCCUAGAGCUGUUGAGAAUCAUGUUCUGUAGUACAUGAUCUGUGGUUUACACUUAACGAUGGCUAGACGCUUAGUUACAGGGUAAAUAGAAGCAAAUAGAUCCAGUAAAACUCCCACUACUGUAGCUGGAAUUUGUAAACUAAGUUUUUAAGACCUCUGUUAUUUCCUAUGGAUUUAUUCUUUAAUUUACAGUUUAUUCUGUAAAUUGAGAAGUAAAAUUAAUAAAUCUAGAUGUUCUCAGUGUCUCAUUCAGGAACGUUUUCCCCUCCUCACUAAAGAAUUCCCACUGUGACUUAAAAAUAGAAAUAAAUUACUUGUGUGUGUGUAUAUGUGUCUGUGUUUUUACACACAUGCAAAAAUAUACAUCGGGGGCACUGUGUGAGAUAUGAAUGUGUGCUUGUAUAAAACUAGAAAGGUAACCGAAUGUAUUAUAGAAAUGUGUUUUAUCUAGCUGAGGGUAUUACAGCUCCUUUCCCAUUGAUUCUCUCAUAUCAACGUGCCGUAUUCUUUGCUAUGUUGUGUUCAAAGGCUAGCUCUGAUAUCAUGUGCAGGGCAUCUUUAAAGUGACAUGAGGAGAAGCAGCCUCUACGGCCAGCCUCGUGCUUACGAGCAUAGAUAGACCUAGAUAACAGCUUGUUUAUAUUGAGAUAAUGGGACCACAGAUUUGUUGAAACACUUUUAUGUCUAAUAAAUGUUCUUUAUAUUCCAAGUAAUAAAGUAUUAUGAUGUUUCCAUGAUCAAGUUCAGAAAACUUAGGCCUUGAUAAAGAAGCUUUUGAAGCUUUGUUUAAGGAGUUGUUGGGCUCAUUUCACUGUGCAUAUUUCAAAGCUGGUGUGAUUUUCAUUAUUUCCAAAACAUUUUUUAAAACUGAAUCCUAUCAUUGGUUAUGGAACAGAGCACCACAGCCCUAAUCGUUUGGCUGUAGGAAAAACCAUACUACCUUUGAUGCCUACCUGAUUGACGUGGAGCUAAACAGAAAGACACAUUCCUGUACUUUGAGCUUUGUCGUUUGCUGUGCCCCCCUUGAGUGGAACGUCUGAUGGUCUGAGACAGUGCUCCACCACGUUUAUUCUGAUAGAAAGAAAACUCAUAUACUUAGGGAAUAUAUCAGGACAGCAACUCCUGAGUACAUGUUUGAAUUGGUAGUUAUCUUUGAGGCCUCACUUAAUUCAUCUUAGUCACAACCUGGGAAAGCUUUCUAUGUUUUUUACAAUGGUAUUUUUGUAACAUCUCCCUGUUCCAUUCACUCUUACUUUUGGAUGUUGAGAAAUCUGCAUAUUUCUUGUAUAUAUGCAUGCAAAUGAAAGGAGGAAGUUUGUACUGAUGCCAUUUCUCCCUUCAGUUGCUGGUUAAUGGAAUUGACUAGAAUCAAUUUCCCCUUCUUGAAGGGUGAAAACAGACCCUUUGUGUAUAUCUGUACAGAGAUGUGUAUAUGGGAUGUGGUGGCACUUUGCUGAAUGUGAACUUGCCUUGUCAAUGGGAAUAUUGAAAAGUAUUAUGUUUAUUUAUACAUUUGUAUAAAUCUAUAUAUACACGUAUGUAUAUGUGUGUGUAUAGAUAAAGCUAUAUACAUAUAUUUCCCUAACAAUGUGUGUGUGUAAUAGAUUUACAGCCUUUGCUAAGCAAGAUUAUGCAUCUGUGGGGAAUUCUGGAUUACUCUGCAAGCCUAUGGGAGUCAGGACAGUCUAGAGUGCAUCAUCAGCCACACUGAAAUAGCUUAGUCACGGGUGACAGAUGACAUUGGCCACACCAGUUGCACUGCCCGCAGACUGCUAGCUGGUCUCUCUGUACUGACCACUCCCACCGCGCUGAGCUGUCUGUUGUCGGCUGCUGGAGAUGGACCUCUGAGAGUGGCCUGGACAGGGCCUGUGCUGAGCCACAUCAUCCCUCCCUUCCCCUUUCUGACUUAGUUCUUUUGCCGUGGCUGUUGCUUUUACAUUCCUCUAUAACUGACGGGCCCCCAUAGUAUACAGCUUUCAGUAAUAUUUUCUUUGAGAAUUGGGUAGUCAUGAAAAAUAAAAAGCCAACAUUAAUCAGUUAAUUUUGAAAUUUCCUAGGCAACUUUGGAGUGUUUUUACUUAAAAGUGAAAAAAAAACUACAAUUAUGAUUUUAUGAUUGACAUUAGUGCUGGGUAUAUUUCCACACCUAUGAUCAUUUAAAUAGUUUGAUUAACUUUGUGCUUUAAAUAUAAAUUUAUCCUUUGAAUUUUAACAAAGUAUACAAAGUCACAUGGAAGCCUCUUAAGUCUACAACUGACUCAUGCUUCUCAUGAUGAAAUACUCUAAUGAGUUCUUGUGUCUUGAAUUCUGCUGAAUUUCCUUUUGACUUUGCUCACAGUUGUGUCAUUCAGUUCUAACUCUGCCACAGCUCUCUAGAAAACUUUCACCCUAUAUAGCGUGCCUUUAAAGCUCUUAUGCACACACAGAUCAAAGUGUAUAUACAUACAUGUUGGCACAUGUGUACACAUACUUUGGUAUAUACUCACACAGUAUAUCUCCAAGAUAUAUUGUGGGAGUGAACAUAGAAAUAUUCAAAGGCAAUGAAAUGUUGCUCUCUAGAUAUAUAUGUAUAUAAAUAGUGUUGGUAUAACUGUACAUACACAUGUAUAUGUAUGAGUUCUAAAUGGCAAUCUUUUACAUUUAGCAAAAUGCUGCCCUACUGGAAUAUUGCCACUGCAAUGGUGGUUGUAUGUAUGUUUUAAAAUACAUUAUCAAAAGUUAUUUAAAGAACAUUUAAAGGUCUCAUCUAAAGACAGCCAUACACUAUUUAUUUAGCUUCCUAUCCAUUGUAUUGUUGUGUCUGUAACUGAAAGGGAGACUGUCGUUUUGAAAACAGCAUCUGCAAAUGAGACGAGAUCCACCGUGGUGUUCUGUGCAUCUCCCUUCUCUGCAGCAGUGGCAACACCACAACCCUGCUUGUUUAUUUCAGUUUUAGAGCCAUCCUAGCAUUGCUAUUUGUGUGUGUUAUCCACCAUCUCCUUGAUCAACUUCAUUCACCAAUCUGCCUCUUCCUUUCAUUAAUGAAUAAUGAUCAUUUUCAUCAUGUUGCUGGGGGAAGCUGACCCCUCUCUUGCUGCAAGGAAAUAGAUCAUCUAGUCAUUUUGCCUUGUUCACAAUUCACCUUGGAAAGAAGAUGCUUCUCAGGAUGCUGUCCUUAGCGUAGUUUAUUUUGCAAAGUUUGAUUUCUUUAAAGAUAUUACUUAAUUUUUUUAAAAGAUCUCUUAACUCUUUGUAUAUGCAUGUACUCGGCAUAUAUUUAAUUCUUACUGCUUUUCCCCGCAAGGUAUUUUUUUUUUCCCAUUUGUCUCUCAGUUUUCUGUAUUGAAUGCAAGAACAUUAAGACAAACUGUUAAAUACUGAUUUUGUUUGUGAUGAGCUGGCAGCAGAUUAAACCUUGAUAAUAGGGGAAGAGAAAGGUAGAUGGAUAGGUAAUCCUAAAUGCUAUGUUCGCUGGGGAGUGGAGUAAGUGUACUCCUAAGGAAGCAGAUUGCACAGAGUAGCUCACUGGAACUGAUAUCAGAAUCAGCCUUUAACACAAAGCCUCUUGGCAGAUGUAUGGUACUAACCAGAGUGCCCAAGUGUAAAUUAAAACCAAGUUGCAGUGGGAAAUCAAAGGUGAGGUAGCCAUUGGAAACCAGCAAAGGACAGGCAGGCUGGACAGUUUUAAAAUGUCUUUUAACAAUGGAACUGCACGGUAGCAAGGACUAGCCGUACCGAGAACUCUUCUUUUUCGGUGCUCUCGAUCACCUUGGCACACAGUCUGCUUCAUAUGCCAUACAUUCAGAGCAUAGACAGGAGGGCAGCUGCUUAAAGGGGACUUACAAACCAAGCGUCUUCUCAUGUCCGUGUCACGGCACGCACACUGGGAGCAGCUAGUGUCUGCACAGUGUGGAAGAGGAGGCUGGUGAUUGGGAAAAGGCCUAUCUGUGGCGCUGGCUGAGGUUCUGCUGGGGAGGACACAUUUGGGGAGACGAGAGGUUUUGGUUUGUGAUUUCCCUUUAAACAGGAAGAGAUGGUUCACAUUUUCCAUAUAUAUAUCUCAAUGAAUGUACUGUAUUACUGUUUUAAAAAUUUGAUGAAAUAAUAAUGGAUUGGUCUCCUUUUGUUAUCUGGUCCUUGUUUAAUUUGUUUAAGGGUUUUUGUAUACAAAAGUUUACAUUUUUAUGUAUAUUUUUCUUGUGUAAAAACUGAUGUAAUAUGUGUAUAAAACACUGUAUGUAUUAUCUGUAUAUAGUGUGACAAAAUGAUUUUUCUUUCUUUCUUUUGGAUGUAUUAAUAAAUCUUGCUGUGACGUA
Molecule: messenger RNA, 15414 nt
Organism: Myodes glareolus (Bank vole)
Lineage: Eukaryota; Metazoa; Chordata; Mammalia; Rodentia; Cricetidae
Gene: Ino80d
Product: INO80 complex subunit D
Cellular component (GO): nucleus
Source: RefSeq, a predicted model, not a curated record